Molecule: messenger RNA, 471 nt
Organism: Manis javanica (Malayan pangolin)
Lineage: Eukaryota; Metazoa; Chordata; Mammalia; Pholidota; Manidae
Source: RefSeq, a predicted model, not a curated record
GAGGCGAGGCAGGGCGGGGCCGGCGCGACGGGAAGGGGAGGCCGCGCGGGCCCCGCGCCGCGCCGCGCCAGCCCGGCUGCAGCCGCCGCGCACCGAGCGCCGCCAUGGGACUGGAGACCGAGAAGGCAGACGUCCAGCUCUUCAUGGACGACGACUCCUACAGCCGCCACAGCGGCGUCGACUACGCCGACCCCGAGAAGUUCGCGGACGCGGGCUCGGAUCGGGAUCCCCACCGGCUCAACUCGCAUCUCAAGGUGGGCUUCGAGGAUGUGAUCGCAGAGCCCGUGUCCUCGCACUCCUUUGACAAAGUGUGGAUUUGCAGCCAUGCCCUCUUUGAAAUCAGCAAAUACGUGAUCUACAAGUUCCUGACAGUGUUCCUGGCCAUUCCUCUGGCCUUCGCUGCGGGGAUUCUCUUUGCCACCCUCAGCUGUCUGCAUAUCUGGUGAGAGGGGGCACACCGGGGCGGACCGG